AUGACCCCCUCCCUCCGCCGCCUCAUGAAAGAGGCCUCAGAACUCACCACUUCACCAUCUCCGCAUUUCUGCGCCCACCCCGUCGAUGACACAAACCUAUACGACUGGCACUUCACACUGGCCGGACCCCCUGCACCCUCCCCCUACGCUGACGGGAUCUACCACGGCCGUAUCGUCCUCCCGGCAACGUAUCCGCUUCGUCCCCCUUCGUUCCGCUUCCUCACCCCCUCCGGCCGCUUCGAAGUCAAUCGAGAGAUCUGUCUCAGCAUCUCGGGUCAUCAUGAAGAAACGUGGCAGCCCGCGUGGGGGAUCCGGACGGCCCUGAUUGCUCUCCGGAGCUUCAUGGAUGGUGACGCGAAGGGUCAAUUGGGUGGGUUGGAUGUGUCGGAUGAGAUUCGAAGGGAUUAUGCUCGACGGAGUCGGGGGUGGUGUUGUGAUGUUUGUGUCGGUGAUGGUGGUGGGAAGUCCAAUGAGGAGGUCUUGAAUAAGUGGAGGGAGACGUGUCGCCUUAAGGGGGUUUCUCUGGAUGAUGAGAAUGAUCAGAAUGAUGAAAAUAAAGAUGAGAAGUUGAAUGAUGAUCAACCAGAGGUCCAAUCAGAGGUUCUACCACAAGUUGAACCGGAUUCAAUACCGACAUCAGAGCAGGUAUCUGAUAAUAGACAGCAACUGCCUGUCUCUCCAAUAGGUGUGUCUACACCUGUACCUGCACCGACGCCUCCUGUGUCAACAACACCAGAGUCCUCGACCCAGACUUCAGCACUGUCACCGUCACAAACACCAACACCGACACCGACACCGACUUCUCAUCCUGACUUACCGAUGCAGCGAUCAUACGAUCCCUGGCUGGAUCGAGCGAUAGUUGGGGUGUUGGUUGCACUGGUGAUUAUGAUUCUUCGUCGGAUUGCGAAUGCAGAAUAG
This is a messenger RNA of Aspergillus tanneri, 918 nucleotides long. RefSeq names its product ubiquitin-conjugating enzyme E2. The record is from RefSeq and is a predicted model, not a curated record. The transcript has a single exon. The coding region runs from base 1 to 918 and encodes 305 amino acids. Lineage: Eukaryota; Fungi; Ascomycota; Eurotiomycetes; Eurotiales; Aspergillaceae.